AUGGAUUCCACUACCCAUAAGAUCUAUCAUGAACAUGGAUUUGAUUCCAGAAAACACUUGGAGGAUUACCUGUCAGAUAACCCUGAUACAGCGUUUGGAGAUGACGCCUUGAUAUUUCCCAUGGAAAAUCUAACAAGCCUUUUCAGAAGAGGUCAUAUUAAUGGAGAUGUCCUGAUUGACCUCACCUCUGGUUCCCUGGUUCAUCACCUCUAUGCGGCCUGUGAGUUUUUCCAACACAUCAUAGUCCUGAAGGUCAGUGACAGAUGCAUCAUGGAGCUGAAGAGAUGGCUGGACUCACGGACAGGAGCAUUCAAUUGGGGACAUGUCACAAAACUUCAUGCAGACAUAGAAGGAAACAGUGACCAGUAUGAGGACAAAGAAAAAAAAGUGCGAUCAGCAAUUCCACAUGUUAUGAAAUGUGACCUAGAAAAAGAAAAUAUGACGGAUCCGAUAGACUUACCACCAGCAGAUUGUAUCAUUAGUGCUGGGCUCCUAGAUGUUAUCUGCAAAGAUAAAGAUGAUUACAGGAGAUAUCUCAGGAAAUUCUCAAGGAUGCUGAAACCUGGAGGACACCUGAUAUUAAUUGGGACUUUAGAUAUAACAUAUUACACAGUUGGGAAAGAUAAGUUUCAUGCUUUCACAUAUGAUGAGGAUUUUGCCAGAAAAGCUGUAGCUGCAGAAGGUUUUGUUCUUGAUUCCUGUAAGGUUAAGAAGAGAACAUCUGUGAGUGACCUAAUUGACUAUAAGGGUAUGAUAUUUGUAGCAGCCCACAAGGACCCGUUGGUCUAA
Molecule: messenger RNA, 789 nt
Organism: Hyla sarda
Lineage: Eukaryota; Metazoa; Chordata; Amphibia; Anura; Hylidae
Product: nicotinamide N-methyltransferase-like
Exons: 3
Coding region: 1-789 (262 amino acids)
Cellular component (GO): cytosol
Molecular function (GO): N-methyltransferase activity
Source: RefSeq, a predicted model, not a curated record